Messenger RNA from Humulus lupulus (European hop), 1782 nucleotides. Its product is annotated as mRNA-decapping enzyme-like protein. Bases 166 to 1290 code for a protein of 374 amino acids. The transcript has 8 exons. Gene Ontology annotation, molecular function: mRNA binding; enzyme activator activity. Gene Ontology annotation, cellular component: P-body. Gene Ontology annotation, biological process: positive regulation of catalytic activity; deadenylation-independent decapping of nuclear-transcribed mRNA; deadenylation-dependent decapping of nuclear-transcribed mRNA. The record is from RefSeq and is a predicted model, not a curated record. NCBI's taxonomy places the organism in Eukaryota, Viridiplantae, Streptophyta, Magnoliopsida, Rosales, Cannabaceae.
CUUCCAUUUGUAAUAAAAACACAACAGCGUCCUUCGCUUCCACGCGUUCUUUCUUCUGUAGCUAAACCUCCAUCACUUUCCUGGGAAAAUUCAAGGGAAAAUUCACCUAGGAAAAUCGAAUUCGAAAAAUUAGGGUUUCUGGUUAUUUACUGAAUAAUAAUAAAAAUGUCUCAGACGGGGAAAUUAAUGCCUAAUCUCGACCAACAUAGCACCAAAGUCCUCAAUCUCACCGUGCUUCAGAGAAUCGAUCCCUUCAUCGAAGAGAUUCUGAUCACCGCUGCUCAUGUCACUUUCUACGAGUUCAAUAUCGAGAGCAAUCAAUGGAGUCGCAAAGACGUUGAAGGAUCUCUCUUUGUGGUCAAGAGGAAUACUCAACCUCGGUUUCAGUUCAUUGUUAUGAAUCGGCGUAACACAGAUAACCUAGUGGAGAACCUAUUGGGAGACUUUGAGUACGAAGUUCAGGUUCCAUACCUCUUAUACCGAAAUGCAGCUCAAGAAGUUAAUGGCAUUUGGUUUUACAAUCCACGUGAAUGUGAAGAAGUUGCAAAUCUCUUUACAAGGAUACUUAGUGCAUACUCGAAGGUUCCUUCAAAGCCAAAAGUAUCUUCAAGCAAAAGUGAGUUUGAGGAACUUGAGGCAGUCCCAAGCAUGUUAGUUAUGGAGGGCCCACUGGAACCAUCAUCAACAGUAUCCACUGCUACUGAUGCCCCUGAAGAUCCUUCUUUUGUUAACUUUUUUAGUGCAGCAAUGAAUAUUGGAGGUGGUGCUUUGAAUGCAGCAAAUUCAAGACAAACCUAUCACUCUUCUAAUGUUGUCUCUCAACCUUCAUAUGCUCCCAGUGUCGCGUCCACUCCUGCACCACCCACUCCACAAGCUCCAGCUCUUCCUCUUUCAGCUUCUUCUACACCAAUCCCCCUUCAUGGCACCUCGGAUCCAAACAACAACAGCAUUCUUGUUACUAAUACUAAUCUUGUUAAGCCGUCCUCUUUUUUCCCACCACCUUCUUCUUCAUCUUCAUUGAUGAUGCCACCUAUUUCUUCGCCCAUGCCAAACUUUGCUGCUCUUCAUGCUCCUCCAAAUCUGCAACGUACAUAUGGCACUCCAUUGCUGCAACCCUUUCCACCACCCAAUCCACCCCCAUCUCUAACUCCUAGCCCAUCACUUCCUGUUGCUAGUGAUGGGCUCUUUAUUACCAGAGACAAAGUUCGUGAUGCCCUUCUUGUGCUUGUUCAGGAUGAUCAAUUCAUUGAUAUGUUCCACCGAGCCCUGCAGAAGGUGCACCAAUCAUGAGUCUAAUUCAAGAACCAGUGGGCUUUCGAUCUACAGAUUAUGUUGGGGAAGAAAACAAUGAAAAAUUAGUUCUCUGUACAGAAUGCCGGCGGAACAUCCUCAAUAACAUUAAAGCUUCUCUCUUUUUGGAAAAACCAUCGUAGAUGAGGAAAAAAUGGCUUUGAAAGACUUGAAGGAUGGUGUCUACUUGGUUUGUCUUGAUAACAGAAUCUCCCCCGUCAAUAACAUUUGUAACGGUAGAGCUAUUCCAAUUCUAAGCGCCUUAGGUGUAAGAUGCUAUUUAGAUUGUUUUGGUUUUAUAUUUCUUGUGUCCAUAUUAUAUGUCUUGGAGAAACUUGAGACAGUGAGCAAGGUUUAGGUGUGGAAGCUUUAGCCAGCAAGAGUUUUUCUGACUGGUAUUGAUUUCUUAUACGAUGAUGGGUUUACUUCAUAUAUUUUCUGGACAUGACUGGAGCUAAUGCAAUAUGUGCAGAACAUUCACGUUGCCAAUUA